AUGGUAGUUUCUCCUCCUAUAAAAUUGUUAAUUAUUGGAAUUACAACUCGGCUUGCCUAUUAUUUGUGGAUGGUAAUGUCAUCUUCUAUAUUACCUCCAUAUGAUCUACAAACUUAUCUUCUUUCAGAGAACGUAUCUCCAUAUCUUGCUCCAUUUGCCAGUUGGGACGGUGUUCAUUUUUUGUCUAUUGCAAUGCAUGGAUAUGUCCAUGAACACCAACAUGCUUUCUUCCCAUUGUACCCAUUAACCAUUCGUUUAUUUUCAUUUAUUUGCUCAAUGUCUGGAUUUAAUGAAGCAAACAUCUACAUUGUUUUUGGUCUAUUUAUUUCUUUAGUAUCUUUCCUUGUUAGUUUAUUAACAUUAUAUGCUAUUACAAAAAAUCUUAUGGGGGAAGUUUAUGCAUUUAAAACUGGAGUUUUGUUCUGUUUUGCUCCAGCAUCAGUGUUUCUUACUUCUGUUUAUACUGAGUCAUAUUAUGGAUGUUUCUCAUUGUUGGCUUGUUAUUACUUAUUGUCAAAAAAUAAUAUUCUUCUUUCUUGUGUUUUCUUUGCAUUGGCAUCAUUUAUAAGAAGUAAUGGAUUAAUCAACAUGGGUUUUGUGUUAUAUUAUUUCAUUAACACAAUGGUACCUUUUUCAAGUUUCCCACAUGUACAAAAACGUAUUUCUGUUAAACAUAUAAUCAACACUAUAUUACUGACAAUAUCCAACCUCGGUCCUUUUAUGAUUUAUGUCUACUUGGCAUCAUCUCAAUUUUGUAAUUUAGACCCUCUUCCACCAUAUUGCAAGUCUAAAUUCCCUAAUGUAUAUUCAUACAAUCAAUCCCGUUAUUGGAAUCAAGGUUUCUUAAAGUAUUGGAGAGUCAAAGAAAUUCCCAACUUCUUAUUAUGUGCACCUGCUGCAAUAAUUUCUCUGGUGUCAACGGUUAUAUAUCUUAAAAAGUAUUUUGAACGUCAUCCACUUUUUCAUUCUAUUGUCAAAACUUCAGAGCCUAGUAAUCCAAAGAAAUUUAUGUUACAAAAUGAUGCAUUAGUUUAUGUUGUUCAUUUGUUUGUUCUUGUAGUUUUUGGGUUAUUCUGUAUGCAUACUCAAGUUAUCACACGAUUUAUUUCUGCAUGUCCAGCCUUUUAUUGGGGAUUACUUUGGUUAACUGAACAAAAACAGUUUGGGAUAAUUCGUUAUUUACCAAUUUUCUAUUCAACUUUCUUUACUUUCUUUGGUGGAGUGAUGUUUGGAUCAUUUUAUCCAUGGACAUAA
Molecule: messenger RNA, 1254 nt
Organism: Entamoeba nuttalli P19
Lineage: Eukaryota; Evosea; Mastigamoebida; Endamoebidae
Product: mannosyltransferase (pig-v) protein
Exons: 2
Coding region: 1-1254 (417 amino acids)
Biological process (GO): GPI anchor biosynthetic process
Cellular component (GO): endoplasmic reticulum membrane; mannosyltransferase complex
Molecular function (GO): alpha-1,6-mannosyltransferase activity; GPI mannosyltransferase activity
Source: RefSeq, a predicted model, not a curated record